Penaeus chinensis is the source of this 3119-nucleotide messenger RNA. RefSeq names its product extensin-like. The record is from RefSeq and is a predicted model, not a curated record. NCBI's taxonomy places the organism in Eukaryota, Metazoa, Arthropoda, Malacostraca, Decapoda, Penaeidae. Bases 17 to 2203 code for a protein of 728 amino acids. The transcript is spliced from 3 exons.
CCUCUUUUGAAGAAGCAUGGCUGAUAUUCUAGCUAACUCAUCCUCCUCCACAGCCUCUUCCUCAGCCAAGACGGUGGCCCUCGACACUUACGGUGCCAGCGGUGCCUCCACGCCGGGUGCCAAUCACAGCGAAGUUGUUUUGUCUCUGACGGCCAUGUCUCCUGGCACCAUCCACGACUCGACGCCGACGGGCAAGGAGGAUUACCAGACGAACGUGGAUGACGACGAGACCAGCCUCGUCAUCUCCAACGCUGCUCCCCGUACGCCCUCCUACGCCCAGAACCCGAGCGCCCACACGCCCGCAAGCGUCGCGCCCCGCCAGAACGGGGAUCUCACAAGGAGUCCGAGCUUCGUGGCCCAUUCCGGCUCUCCCGAAGGCUCCCCGACGGACGGCGCCUCCCCCCUCCCGCCGCAGGAUCUCGUCGCUUCGCCGCAGGAGAGCUUGAUUGCGCCCCCGACGAACCCUGAAGUAUGCUCGCUCACCUCGAGUAUCUACGACGCGCUGCCCUACGACGCGCUGCCCUGCGAGGCCCAGCCCCUACUUCUGCAGCGGGACGGCUGCGUGGCGGACGACCAGAUCUCCGUGUUCUCCCACCAGAGCGACUACUCCCAGGGGCACGCCCGCCCGCCCUCCGCCAACGCCCACAGUCGCCAGCUGCGUCCUAACCACGUACCCGCCCCGCCACCCGUCCCUGAGCUGUGCAGUCCCGACCACGCCGAGGACCCCGCCACCCCCUCCGACCCCGCCCCGUCGCCCCCGCGCCCCUUCGCAAGCCCUUCCGCGAGCCAGGGGACCACGAGUCAAGCCCCCGCCCCUGUCACCUCCAGCCAGACAGUCAACCCUGCCAAGCCAAGCCACUCUCUCGAGUCUCCAACCCUGGCACCGCCUGGCGCAGCCCCCACGCCGCCCCACGACACGCCUCUCCCUGCCCCUCAAGCACCGCAACGCCAGGCCGACGUCCCAGCGUCUACGCACCACAGCCCCGUCUUGACGUCGGCGCAUCUCACGCCCGUGCCCGCCUCGUCGCAUCAUAUUCUGGCGGCAUCACACUCAUCCCAUAUGCCGGCUUCAUCUCACCACACGCAUGCCCCCGCCAUGCCCUACCACACCCAUGUCCCUGCCAUGCCACACCACUGCCACGUCCCUACGUCGGCGCACCUCGUCCCUGUCUCGCCCCCCGCGCAUUAUACCCAAGUCAUGGCCCCCCCUCCAUACUCCCCCGCCCCCUCCCCUCCGACGUCGUACUUCGCCUCAAUCCCUGCCCACCACGUCUCUAUGAACGCCCCCCACUACAGCGUCUCGGCGUCGGUCCCCCUGUCAGCCUCCUCUCCGGUCUCAAUGCCCCCUCCUCCAUACCAGUUCGCCGCCCCUGCCCCAGUAUCCGUGGCUGUUCUUAACCCACAGCAGCGCACCCCCGCCCCCUGGCACCAUGCGCCCCCGCUGGCCCAGCCCCCCAUGCCCUGCCCUUACCACCACGCCCAGAAGCAGCAGCAGCAACCUGGUCAGGACGCCGGCCAGUACCAGGGCACAAUGCCUCCCGAGCAGCUCGCGCGCCCCAAGAACCAGCACGACGCUUGGUAUGGCCUCAGCGGCGGCUUGCCCGAUCCUCCCCUCGCUUACGCCACUCUGGGGCCGCAGGGCCGCCGGGGUGCGCCCUCGCAGUUCGCCAGUCUGCAGCGCCCCCGCCCGGCCUGCACUCACGCCCACCAGAGCCCCCCGAGUCAGCUGCGGGCGGCCCAGCGCCCCUUCACCCACGACGAGGACUGCGAGCGGCGCACGGCCUCCGUGGGCCACCAGAGCGCCCCGCACCACAUCUCCGGAGCCUCCUGCCGCCGAAGCAGUUUCCACGGCUCGCUCCAUCGGGAGCCGCCCGCACACGCCCCUCAGCCCGCCCCUCAGCCCGCCCACCGGAUAGAAAACCAGGGAAAGAAUGACCCGCAUGGGCUCCCGCCUUCCAGCGCCCCCCGUGGCAAGCCGGCCUCUCCCCAGGGCUCCUUCAGAAGUCCCGCGAGCAGCCCCGUGUCCGCCCCCGCGCCCCGCUCCUCGCCCGAGGCCAGAACCGCCUUCACGCCCGUGAGGCGCCCGCGCUUCCCCCACGACUUCGUGCGCCACGGAGGCUCCUUCAAGGGGCGGCCGUCGGCCAAGGGCGAGGAGCCGCAGGCGGACAGCGUCGCCAUGACCAGCAGCGCCAGCAAGAGAUAAGUGUUGCCACGCCGGCGACGGAUCUCAAGCCAGCGGGCGACCUUGCCAGUGUUCCGCGCAGAUAUAUUUAUCUGUUCAUUAUUACUUUGAACGUGAUGACCCUGAAGAAUACUUGAGCAUUUUUACUUUCCAGUGCGUGGCUGCUAUAACUUCGGACACCAAAUUUUUAAUCGCUAUGUUAGUGAUUAAUUAUAAGUAUUAAAAAAAUCAAUUACCCAUGAAGGGUUUUAUACUCUUUGAAACCUGUAGAGCCCUACAACCAUGGACACCUUACGCUGUCAGAGCCAGCUUAAACACUAUACCCCAAGGACACUUUGGCCAUGGCUCUGCAGGUCAGGAAUCAAUUCCCGUUAUUAAGUGAAACGCUGUGAUACGUGACAGUUAAAUCUCUAGCAGUAAGUGUACGAAAAUGUAUCCAGAGUGGUGCGAGGAGAAAAUGACAAUACCUACACUAAAUGUAUAUUCUCUCACUACAUAUCAGAGAAUGAAGAUGAGAGAAAAAGAAUGAGGUUGUCAUGGUAACAUCACAACAGAGGAUGAUGAUAUCCACCAAAGACAUUCCUUCCAUUAACCCAUGAUAUUUGCAAAUAUUUUUGUACAGACAAGAAGGCGUGGGCAGUGUGUAAGUGCGCCCUCACUCGGCAGUUGCCUUUAAUGGCAGUUGGUGUUUUGUAACGAAAAGAAGCAAAAACAAAAAUAUGAAUCAGUAAGUUUGGUGAAAAACCUGUUUAGAUUAUGAGUGGCUUGUUAUUACCAUAGCAACCAAGCUUAUCUCACCUCGCCUCCUAGCCCGACCAUCCUCGGUCUGUUCGUCUGUCUCUGCUUGUCACUCCAACUCACUGUCUGUCUGUUUAAUUCUCUCUCUUUGUCGGUGCGUUUCUCUUUCCUUGUCCACUUGCAUGUCUUGCUUUCUAUC